This is a messenger RNA of Sinocyclocheilus rhinocerous, 708 nucleotides long. RefSeq names its product interferon-induced protein 44-like. NCBI's taxonomy places the organism in Eukaryota, Metazoa, Chordata, Actinopteri, Cypriniformes, Cyprinidae. Gene Ontology annotation, biological process: immune response. The transcript has 5 exons. The record is from RefSeq and is a predicted model, not a curated record. The coding region runs from base 1 to 708 and encodes 235 amino acids.
AUGGGAGGAUCAAAAUCAACACCCCAAACUGAAACACCACCACCAGGCCCCUUUUUUAACAGCAAGAAAGAACUUUUGGACAAAAACCUCAGGGAACUUAAGCUGAGCGAUUCAAACGUUAAGUACAUCAGAAUCUUGCUAGUUGGAGAAAUUGGAGCAGGAAAAUCCAGCUUCAUCAACUCAGUCAAUAGUGCUUUUCUGGGAAGAAUCACAACAGAAGCUCUUGCUGAUUCUGGGUCUGGUGAAAGUUUUACAAAAGCAUUCAAUCCAUCUGCUUCUGAUAAAAAUAGCGACUGCAAAAGUGAAACAAGCCCUGAGGAUCUGACAUACUGCCUGGUCUACGUCAUAGCAGCUGACAAGGUAUCAUUGAUGAAUCAUGAAGUCUUCAAAAAGAUGAAAGAUAUUAGACAGAAGGCCAGCAGUCUGGAAAUUCCUCAGGCAGUCAUCAUGACGAGGGUGGAUGAAGCAUGCCCACUAGUCAAAAAAAGCCUAAGAAAAAUCUACACUAGCAAGAAGAUAAAAGAGAAGAUGCAGCAGUGCUCUAAUUCUGUUGGAGUCCCUGUGAGCCACAUCUUCCCUGUGAGGAACUACCAUGAGGAGAUUGAUACACAAAAUGACAUGGAUGUGCUGAUAAUGAGGGCUCUCACGCAGAUUGUGCACAUAGCAGAUGAUCUGCUGAACAGAAGAAAAAGUGAUUCUAAAAAAUGA